AUUCUGUUUUUUUCUGGAGUAGAGGAAUUAAAAUUAAAUGUUUGUGUUUGAUUAAACCCCUGAAGGAGAAGCUUCUCUCGCUAAGGAAUAUGAAAGGUAAUCUGGAAUUAGGACAAACUCUUUCUACUUAAACCUAUACAAGCCACCACUUACACUCAGUUCUGCUCACUCAACUCAGGCUUCUUCAAAGUAACUUGGUUAAAUUACUUCCCCUGUGAGUCUCAUGUACCACCUAUAACAUGGAGAAAUUAAAGUAGACCAGGUUUUCUGAGUCUGAGCAAGUGAGAUCCCUGAAAUGAUUUUCAAAAUUGGUCUUGUGUUUGCAUUUGGCAGUUUUCUGGAAUGAGUGCCCAGUUAUAAUUAGAAUUUGAAACGUGCCCCAGUCCUCCAACAAGUAUGAAAAACUCUUAAGAAAGGGGCAGGGGCAUAGGCCCAGAGACAGAGGCAUACCUUUCUCUCAGCUUCUCUUUCUCUAUCUCUGUGUCAUGGGGCAGAUCUUUUUUUAAAACUUAACAUGAACAUUUCAUAGUGUAUGCAAAUGUCAAAUCACUAUGUAGUAUACCCAAAAUUAAUGUAAUAUUGUACAUCAACUGUAUUUCAACAAAAUAGGGAAAAAAACUAAUAUGACUUUAGAAUAUGUUGCUAUAAGUGCAACAUUCAAUAUGAAUAACAUAAACACAGAUGGUUGGCCCUCCAUCUCUUCAGUAUAAUAUUAUGUUUUAGACUUUGGGCCAAAUUUUAGGAAGAACCUUUGAUAACGUAGGAUGCCUAUAUGAGAAAGCAGAACUGAGCCAGAGGACCUGAGACAACUUUUUGAAUAAAUGCUUAAUUACAAUCUUCACAUAAACAUUGGAGCACUAUAACUGAGUGCAAAAAAACACAGUAUUUAUUGGUUUAUGAUGUUUGUCAUAAAAAAAUACACAGUAUGUUUUACUGAAGGCAGAGGUUAUGAAGAAAAGAUUAGACCAUGUGUUUGUGGAAACUUGUAGUGUUGGACGUGUUGCUGUGUGUGUCCACGCUAGUCAGUAUUGAGAGUAUGAGUGGGCAGGUAACGCAGUCAAAUGGAGGACAGUUCCUUCUCUGAUUACAUUGAGGGGGUAAGAAGGCUACUUGUUGAAGAUAGAAAAUACCUCAUCAGUAUGGACUACCCUAGCUCCUUAGGUAUUACUAUAUCCUCAUAUUUAAUGAUCUGGGUCCAGUCCCAGCUGACAUAAAAUCCACUUUUUAAAUAGUGCUCGAGGUUGCACCAGUGGAUGUGUUGGGAGCCACAUCCUUGUACCUUCCGGUAUACAGACAAAUUUUAGCACUAGUAAUCCAAUAGGAAAGUAAUAAAAUGAUAUUCAUAAUAAAAUGAUAUUACUAUGAAAUAAUACUGCUGUAAACACAAUGACAUCUGCCAACUGGUAUAUGCUUACUUCUUCUGCAGUUAUACCUCUGCUCAUUCAAUCUCAACAACCUAUUUCCAAUAAGACACUGAAACACAGAUAUUUCUUUCUUAAUAAUUAUGUUUUCAUCGAGUGUUACAUGAUUAAGGAUAUCGUCUCGGGAGUUCCCUGGUGGUCCAGUGGCUAAGAUCCCGCACUGCCAGUGCAGGGGGCCUGGGUUCAAUCCCUGGUCAGGGAACUAGAUCCCACAUGCUUCAACUAAAGCUUUCGCAUGCCGCAACUAUAAAGAUCCCACGUGCCUCAACUAAGACCCGACGCAGCCAAAUAAAUACAAUUUUGAAAAAAGGAUAUCGUCUUACCACUCAAACACCUUGUUUUCAAAUGGCCUAUAAGCAGACCCCACCGAAUGAUGAGGAGCUGGGUAAGUCAGUUACCAUAAGGUGGGCUUUCAAAUUAUGUUCAGAAGGGAUCUCAGGAGGUGGCUGCCAGCAUGUGGAACCGAAUGCAAGCUACCAGAGUGGAAAACAUGUUCCCCGUUACACAGAGCUUACAUUCUUUUAGGGAAAAUAGAUAUGUGAAUAUUUUAAAACGUACCUUGUUAAAUGAAAUAGCAGAAGCAUGCGUAAACUGCAGAGGUGAAUGAUUCCUUCUGGGUGGGAUUAAAUGGGGCCGUUAGUUUAUUUUUAUUAUUCAAGUUGGAUUUAAAUAGUUUAUAUUAAUUCAACAGCUAAUGAAGGAGAAGCAGCAUCCCAAAAUAAAGAAAGUAAGUGUAUUGUCAGGGUGGAGAAGAGGAUAGUAGCAUCCUGCAAUGUUGCUUGGACGCAGAGCGUGACACAGAGUGAAAGAAGUGCAGGCAAAGCAGGGGUCCUGUCACCAGGGGACUCACGACAUGGUCUCUCCUAAGGAGCUUGAUUUGAUCCUGUUGACACGAAGAGGUCAUUGAGAGGCUGAAACAAGAUACUAAUAGAAUAAUCCUACCUGAGAAAGAAGCUCAGAGGAAGAGGAAAGAAAGGAGAAGGAAUGGCCCUUUCCCAGGGACUGUUGACAUUCAAGGAUGUGGCCAUCACGUUCUCUCAGGAGGAGUGGGAAUGCCUGGACCCUGCUCAGAGGGCCUUGUAUAGGGACGUGAUGUUAGAGACCUACAGGAACCUGCUCUCCCUGGGUGAGGAUAACUCCUCUCCGGAAGUUGGAAGCCUUUCUGCUGGAUUUACAAUCAAGGAGUUAUCACCAAGAGAGGGCAUUAAUAAAGGAGAAUUAUACCAUCUAGUGAUACUGGACAGAAAUGACAACCAUGGCAUCAAGGAUUUUGACCUCGAGGAAGUCUGUGCAGAUGUGCAGGAGUGUGAGAGUGAGUGGGGAUGUGAUGCAAGAAAUGACAAAGAAGUACUUUUGACUCAUAACAAAAAUCUCACUCAUGGAGAAGAUCACGAUAAUAAGUCCUUAAUUAAUUUUCCUCAGAGUGUUUCUGUACGAAGUAAUGCACGUGAAUAUUUCACACACGACAAGCCAUCCAUAAGAAGUUUGUUAACAACGAAAAAUAACGUCAGCGUUGCUGGAAACAGAGAUCUCAAGUGUUUGGAAAGCAGACCUGGAGUGAGGCUGCAGGCCCAGGCGGCUCAGCUGCAGAGAUGUGCAGCUGAGGAGAAAGUGUAUGCGUGCGGUCAAGGUGAGAAGCCAGUCAGCAGUGGUUCCUCAGUUUCACCACUUCACAGAGUUCCUCCUAGUGUGGAAAACACGUUGUCACCUGCGCAGUACAGGAGAACACACACUCGAGAAAAAUCUUACAGCUGUAAUGACUGUGGGAAGGCUUUUAGCAAAAGCUCAAACCUCAGGAAUCACAGGAGAAUUCAUUCUGGACAGAAACCUUACAGAUGUAAUGUGUGUGGCAAAGCCUUUAACCAGUGUUCUAAUCUCACUACACAUCAGAGAGUGCAUACAGGAGAGAAACCAUAUAAAUGUCAUGUAUGUGGCAAGGUCUUUAGUCGAAAUUCACACCUUGCAAAUCAUCAGAGAAUGCACACUGGGGAGAAACCUUACAAAUGUCAUGAGUGUGGUAAGGCCUUUAUCCAACAUUCACUCCUUUGGAGUCAUGAGAAAUUGCAUACUGGUGAGAAACCUUACAAUUGUAAUGAGUGUGGCAAAGCCUUUGCUGAGCGGUCAAGCCUUAACAAACAUCAGAAGAUCCAUACUGGAGAGAAACCUUACAAAUGUAUCGUGUGUGGCAGAGCCUUUACCAUGCGAUCAAAUCUUACUCAACAUGAGACAAUCCAUACUGGAGAGAAGCCUUACAAAUGUCAUGAGUGUGGCAGAGCUUUUACCCAAUUUUCACGCCUUACUAGGCAUCAGAAAAUGCAUGCUGGGGAGAAACCCCACAAAUGUAACGUGUGCGGCAAGGCUUUUAUUGAACUUUCACAACUUUGGGGUCAUGAGAGAAUUCAUACUGGUGAGAAGCCACACAAAUGUAACGUGUGUGGCAAGGGAUUUACCCAACGUUCAAGCCUUAUGGCACAUCAGAGAAUUCAUACAGGAGAAAAAUCUUACAAAUGUAAAGACUGUGAUAAGGCUUUCAUCCAACGUUCACAACUUUGGGGUCACGAGAGAACUCACACUGGAGAGAAGCCUUACAAAUGUAAUGAGUGUGGCAAAGCUUUUACAAUGCGUUCAUAUCUUACUCAACAUAAAACAAUCCACACUGGAGAGAAACCUUACAAAUGUAGUCAGUGUGGCAAAGCUUAUACCCAAUUCGCAAGCCUUACUAGGCAUCAGAAAAUACAUACUGAAAACAAACAUAAACCUAACAUAUGUGGCAAUGCUUUUAUUCAAAGCUCAGGCUUUGGGGAUCAUCAGACAAUUCACAGCAAAAAGAAACCUUAAAAGGUAAUGAUUGACACAUAACUUGUGCAAGUAUCCAAGCCUUACUCAGGCUGAGAGACUCCCAUCAUGGAAAAGGAAGACAUACAGAUGGCCAACAGGUGCGUGAAAAGAGGCACAUCCCUAAUCAUCAGGGAAAUUCAAAUCAAAACCACAGUGAGCUACCACCUCACAU
Delphinapterus leucas (beluga whale) is the source of this 4431-nucleotide messenger RNA. RefSeq lists its product as uncharacterized. Lineage: Eukaryota; Metazoa; Chordata; Mammalia; Artiodactyla; Monodontidae. Gene Ontology annotation, molecular function: DNA-binding transcription factor activity, RNA polymerase II-specific; RNA polymerase II transcription regulatory region sequence-specific DNA binding. The record is from RefSeq and is a predicted model, not a curated record. Gene Ontology annotation, cellular component: nucleus. Gene Ontology annotation, biological process: regulation of transcription by RNA polymerase II.